Corythoichthys intestinalis (scribbled pipefish) is the source of this 4552-nucleotide messenger RNA. It is a transcript of the gene cxadr, whose product is annotated as CXADR Ig-like cell adhesion molecule. Gene Ontology annotation, cellular component: bicellular tight junction; intercalated disc; basolateral plasma membrane. Gene Ontology annotation, biological process: homotypic cell-cell adhesion. Gene Ontology annotation, molecular function: cell adhesion molecule binding. Bases 138 to 1262 code for a protein of 374 amino acids. Lineage: Eukaryota; Metazoa; Chordata; Actinopteri; Syngnathiformes; Syngnathidae. The record is from RefSeq and is a predicted model, not a curated record. The transcript has 7 exons.
AGAGAGGAGGAGGAGCGGCCAAGUCUGGAUGCUUGGCGAGAGCUGUGCUACCGCCUUUCUCUCUUCAAACACACCACAAGUUUGCCCGACCCAAGUUUCGCCGAAAGGAUUUACACAGAGAGUCAACAGCAACGGGGAUGGAGGUACCGAACGUCUGUUUGUGCUGUUUGCUCCUGAGCGUUUUAGGAGGUUCUUCAGUCGGACUGGAGAUAAUAUCCACGGAGCCGACAUCCAUUGAAAAAGCCAGUGGUCAAAGUGUAAGACUGGAUUGUAAAUUCAGUUUAGGACCUGACGACUCUGGGCCACUGGAUAUUGAAUGGAGCCUCUUGUCUUCUGACAACCAGAAAGAAGACAAAGUGGUGAUCAUGUACUCGGGCGACAGGGCCUAUGAUGACUACUAUCCCCCCCUGAAGGGUAGAGUUCAUUUUAACUCUGCUGACCCCAAGAAUGGCGAUGCCUCCAUCAAUCUGACUGGCCUGAAGUCAUCCGAUUCUGGCACCUACCAGUGUAAAGUGAAGAAGGCUCCUGGCAUUGGUAGCAGAAAGAUGCUGCUGAUUGUCAUGGUGAAGCCAUCCAAGCCCAGGUGCUAUGCUGAAGGACCCACACAAGAGGGCAAAGACAUUGUUCUAAGGUGUACAUCUCAUGAAGGCACCAAACCCAUGCAGUACAGCUGGGAGAAGAUCAGUAACGGAAAUGUACUCCCUGCGUCAGCUGUGCUGGACCCAGUGGCAGGUUCCAUUAAUGUGAGGAACGCAUCUGCCAGCGCAUCUGGCACAUACCGCUGCAGAGUUUCCAACCGGGUCGGGUCAGAAGAAUGUAUACUCCAUUUCAAUGUCACACCUCCCCCCAACACUGCUGGCAUCAUCGCAGGAGCCAUAAUUGCUGUACUGCUGAUCCUCAUCAUUAUUGCUAUCAUUCUGUUCUGCUGUUGCCGUGCCCGCCACAGGAAGAAGUAUGAGAAGGAAAUCUGCAAUGAGAUAAGAGAGGACGUGCCGCCUCCCAAGAGUCGCGUUUCGACAGCGCGCAGCUUUACCGUGGGCAGCCAGCGCUCCUCUCUGGGCUCCAUGUCGCCCUCCAACCUGCACGAGUACGCCCUGAAGCCCCAAUAUGACAAGAUCCCCUCGUCAGAAGAAGACAGACCUCCGAGCCACACCCCUAGGCCACCGCCGACCGCUCCUAGGAUGGCAGGGCCCAACCUCAGUCGCAUGGGGGCCAUCCCCGUCAUGAUCCCUGCCCAGAACAGGGACGGAUCAAUUGUUUAAUGUGGCCUCCUUUCGCAAAGGGACUGUACAACAGUGAGGAGGGAAGAGAUGAAGGGAGUGGGUCAAAAGCCACCGCUUGCCUGACUCGGCUCUUCCAUACAAAUGAGAACUUACUCCUCCAAUGAAGAUCUGACUGCUGUGGUGCUGAGAAGAGAAUUGAAUUAUAUACCGGAGGUUCACACCAGAGCACAGACAAUUUUUUAUCAGUCACAAUUUAGAACCAUUUAUGAAUUUUACUUCCUGGACUUUCUUGCUGAAACAUGAACUGUAGCAGAGUGGUCAUUAUAGAAAUUUAUUGUACAUAAUUGAUUUUUUUUUCAAGGAAUAGUUGGGCCCUUGAUUUAAAGAUACUGUAUGUUCAGAACUGAUACAGCUGUACGAAUGUGUGUGUGCGGAUAGAAAUACGUAUCUGUGUGGUUAAAUGAACAGUUCAGCCUAACAGGAUUCAUACUUGGCUCAAUUUGUAGCUGGGAAUGGCAUGGAAGUGACAAAUGGCAUUCAGGAAAUUAGCAAAUUUCAAACGCUAUACAAAGGGGAAAAAAACUGCAACAUGAACACAAAUGACCAAAGCAGAAGUAGUCAACCAGUAGAAAUCGCUGUAUGACGCUAGCUUUAGCGGCUAAUGUUAGCUGCUAAGUGUGAGCUAAUGGGAUCACACUUCUGUUGUAGUCUCCCUUAGCACUAAGCACACACUAAUGUCUGACUGGAUAACGUUAGCGGCUAAUGUUAUACAAUGAUCGCUAAUGUCAAUUUGCAAAUUUCAAACGCUUUAUAAAAUAAAAAAAAAACUGCAACGUGAAUGCAAAAUGACCACAACAGAAGUAGACUUGCAAUGGAAGCAGACUUACUGUAUACCGGUAGAUACUCUUUGGGUAGAUAGUGCUUUGUGACCAUCUCUGCCUUGGCUUUUCUGAAGUAGUCAACCAGUAGAGAUCGCUUUAUGAUGUUAACCGCUAAAGUUAGCUGCUAACGUUUGCUGCUAAGUGUGAGAUUAUGGGAUCACACUUCCGUUGUAGCCUACAGAAGCGCUAAGCACACACUUAUGUCUGGCUGGAUAACGUUAGCGGCUAAUGUUAUACAAUGAUCGCUAAUAGCAAUUUGCAAAUUACAAACGCCUUACAAAAGAAAAAAAAAUGCAACAUGAACUCAAAAUGACAACAGCAAAAGUAGACUUACAAUGUUAGCAGACUGACUGUAUACCGGCAGAUACACUUGGGGUAGAUAGCGCUUUGUGACCAUCUCUGCCUUAGGCUUUCUCAACCUGUAGAGAUCGCUGUAUGACGUUAUCCGCUAAAGCUAGUGAAGUGCUAAGCGAGUUAGCGAUAGCUAAAGCUAGUAGCUAACGUUAGCUGUUAAGUGUGAGCUUAUUGGAUCACACUUACAUUGUAGCCUUACAAUAGCACUAAGCAUACACUUAUAGUUGACUGGAUAACGUUAGCGGCUAAUGUCAUCCAACAAUGUCUUGGAUGAGGACUUUUGAAAAUUUUUAAGGACGCAAUGGUCACAAGGUGGUAUCUACCGAAAUGCUACAGAUUGAAGUAUUUCAGUUGCAAGUUUUUUUUCUGUAUUUGUUAGGGUUUCAUUUUGUCAUUUUGUUUGUUGAUCAUUCACGUGGCUAUUGGCAUUUAUGUUGUUUUCCCCUUUUUGUAAAGGGUUUGGAAUUUGCAAAUUGCCUCACACUUGAUGAAAUAAUUUUGUUCUAUCGAAAAGUAUAAUUUCUCCAUCAUACAGCAGUUUUUUGGCUAAUAUUUGUGUCAUUUCCUAUAUGAAGAACCAACAUUAAGAAAAAUACAAAUGUGCUUAUGAAUAUUUUUGGGUUCAACUGUACUGUAAAUGUGUGUAAAUGGGCUUUAUUUCUGAGUUUGUCAAAUGUAUAGUGCAUUCGUUUUCUUUUACUGCCGACAAAAUCCUAUGGGUUGGAUUGUUUUUUUUUUUUUAUAUAAAAUGCAUCUUCACUAGUUCCUGGCUAACGUUUCAUAAAACGUGAGACAAAAUGAGAUUUGGGGACAUUACAACUAUUCCGUUUUAGUUCCAACAGUUUGAAAAGACCCAUCCUGGACGGGAAACGCCGUAAUUGGCUCGUCUUGAAUGGGGGUUGAGGGUCCUCGCUUUGUGAUUGGCUGGAUUACCGCGUCUGGAACAAGCUUAAAAAACAAUCAAGGCUGUCUUCACCCCCACUCUUGGACACAUUUACCUCCUCCAGAGCCUUCAGAGAGGGGGCAGCUGGACAGUCAGGUUGACUGAGCAAUUAGCUCUGAAUCUGGUUGAUGGCCAAUAACCCCUUCGGCCAGAAUCGCACACACUAGGUGUAUUAACGGACAAGUGUUCAUUUAUCAUCUGUUGCAGUAGCAGCCACCCCCCUCUGUGGUGAAGCACAUGUAAUCCUCCUUAUGUGCAGUUGCAUUCCAAAGAGCCAGGGUCUUGAUUAACCUUCUUUCCACGCUCAAUAUGAAACCCAUCAUGGUUUCUGUAGCGUGAAUAGAUUUUUUAUUUUUUUUUUGCACACCCUUGGAAGGCACGUGAUAAGAUUACAGCCGGCUUCAUAUCCACUUGGGUUGCUACUAUGUCAAACUUACAUAUGCAAUAAUAUUAAUGCCAGAUUUGAAAAGUGGCUGUUUUUUAGGGAAGUUGGAGUGGGCAAAUUGUUUAUGUUAUGCUCCAGAGCCUUAGUCUGUUCCUUUUAUAACCUUCCCCUUUAGCACAGCCAUGACUGCUGGCUUCUGUUGUGCCUUGUCCCACUUUUAGCACAUCCACACCACUGUGGUGGCAUAUGUGUGCUAACAUCAUCCUCAAUGGCUGCUGUUGUUCACAACAUGCUAUCAGUCCAUCUAAGUGUAGCAUUUCUCGUGCCCACUCGGUGCAUACAAGUUCAAUAACUGAUUAACUGUCUUAAACAGUCAUUUUUGCGUUGACUUUCAAAAAUGUUGUUAUAAUUUGAAGUUAAGAAGAUGUGGCUGUGUUUUGUCAAAGUGUCUAAAACCCAAUUGUAUGAGUGACAUAUGGUGUAAGAGUGUGAAUGUGGCCCUAUGUAGAAUUCCAAUUUCACCUGCUGACAAAAUAUUGAGGUCUUAGUGGGUAGUCUCGUUACUGUCCCUCUAUACGCUCAGACGUUUCAUGACAACUAAUAUUAACAAUAUUAACUAGGUUUUUUUAAAACAGCGUACUAAUAUUGUAUGAUCUCUUUUUGAGUUUUGCACUCUGUAUGAAAUCCAAUUAUCCAUUUUUUGUGUGUAUUUUUGUGCUGUAUUUUUUGAAUAAAGUCAUCCAGACAAAAAAAAAAAUGAAGAUCU